This is a messenger RNA of Zophobas morio, 1423 nucleotides long. RefSeq names its product SPRY domain-containing SOCS box protein 3. The transcript has 4 exons. Gene Ontology annotation, cellular component: SCF ubiquitin ligase complex. Bases 365 to 1207 code for a protein of 280 amino acids. Gene Ontology annotation, molecular function: protein binding. The record is from RefSeq and is a predicted model, not a curated record. Gene Ontology annotation, biological process: proteasome-mediated ubiquitin-dependent protein catabolic process. NCBI's taxonomy places the organism in Eukaryota, Metazoa, Arthropoda, Insecta, Coleoptera, Tenebrionidae.
CUCUGGCAACACUGGUGGUGUGUGGGUGAUUCUCCAUUCCGCAUUCAGCAGGUUUUGUUGUGAUUCGUGUUUGAUUCGUGAGCCCACAAAGCCAACUCGUGGCAUCCUGACUUUCCACCUUGGACAGUAAAUGUGACAAUUAAUUUCAAUAUUUACAAGAGUGUUUAAGUGACUAAUUUUCUUAUCAUUUUAUUGUUGGAUCAUCUCGUGUUAAUAUACGAGUGUGAUUUCCAAUAAGUUUUCAUAUUGUGAAUUGUUCGGAAAUCUUCGUACUAAAACUACCCCCCAAAUUUAAAUUGUAAUUUAAGUUGUGCCAAAAAAUACAGUAGUCGCUAUUAAUUUUUUUACACGGAAAGAUAUUGACAUGGAGUACGACCAAAACCAGUUGAUGUUGAAAUAUGUCAACCCCAUGUGCACAGAAAAAUGUUGGAAUAAUAUGAUAGAUGGUAAGCUUCAGUGUAAUUGUGCUGAUGGAGAUAUCUACAGCUGGAAAUGGGAAAAACAUGAAGACACAUGUGCUAUUUUAACAAAAGAUAAUUGCGAAGUAAUAUUUCACCCCGUGUAUAGUUCGGGGACGGCUGCAUUAAGAGGAACUACAUCAUUCACAAAGAACGUUCAUCAUUUUUGGGAGAUGAAGAUGUUAUCAAAUUUAUAUGGAACAGAUGUUAUGGUAGGAGUUGGAACUUCAAAGGUAGUGUUCAGUGUUUGGGGAAAUCGAUUUUUUAGCUUAUUAGGAUGUAAUAAAUUUUCUUGGGGAUAUUCAUAUAAUGGAGAAAUACACCAUGACAAUGUUCGAACGUGCUAUGGAUCCAGAUUUGGUUUAGGUAGUUUAAUUGGUGUACAUUUAGAUAUGUGCAAAGGUACUUUAGAAUAUUAUAUGAACAGGAGACCUCUAGGUAUCGCAUUUAAGGGAUUAAAAACACAUGAACUUUACCCGAUGAUAUGUUCAACUGCAGCACAGUCUGCCAUGAAAAUGACUUUUGCUAUUUCCGUUGAAUCAUCCCUUCAAUUAAUGUGUCUGCAAUUGAUCCUCAAACAUCCCCAGUUAUAUAAUCAAUUUAAAAAUAUUCCUGGUUUAAAGAGAAUUUAUGAAAAUAAUUUUUUCUGGCUCUUUCCAAAAGAAUAUGAAGAUUCAAAAAGAAGAGUCAAAAAUGAUGGAAAAUCGCUAAAGCGAAGAAAAAUGAUUAAGUCUAAACAGAAUGAGUAAAAGAACAAUAACUUCAAGCUUCAUUUUGCAAAUUGUGAUGAGUGAUGAUUUGUCAACUGUGAUGUAUGUAUGUGCUUAUACCUGAUUCAAUCACGGUUGAAGGAAACUCAAAAAAAUUGUAUUUUAAAACAAAAUACAAAGAAGUUAUUAAAUAGGAAAAUAAUUUGAGAAGAAAAAUUGAAAAAAGAAUGGAAAUAUAUUUUAAGAGAUUAGAUA